Molecule: messenger RNA, 300 nt
Organism: Stereum hirsutum FP-91666 SS1
Lineage: Eukaryota; Fungi; Basidiomycota; Agaricomycetes; Russulales; Stereaceae
Exons: 1
Source: RefSeq, a predicted model, not a curated record
UUCCAAGAUCUUGGUCAUCCUGCCCGCACAAUGGUUAAUGUUUUCGCUUACGGCGAAAAUGAAAAGAUGCAGAAAAUCCUGAAUAGCCAACCCUCGAAUGUGCUCGACCUUGAUGCACCGACGUGGAGAGAGAUUUGGCCGCGAUUGUUUGUGACGCAUUGUACCAUGUGGUCUUGGGACGUCGGAUGCUCGGAUGCUCGAGAGUAUAUCGCCCAUAUGCUUGCAUCUGCGCGGCUUGCAGAACACUUUGAGGAGGGGAAGGUCAUCGAUGAUAAUUUGUAUGCGGAGAUCGUCAGAUAA